Molecule: messenger RNA, 3040 nt
Organism: Octodon degus (degu)
Lineage: Eukaryota; Metazoa; Chordata; Mammalia; Rodentia; Octodontidae
Gene: Ipo5
Product: importin 5
Exons: 24
Coding region: 87-2981 (964 amino acids)
Biological process (GO): protein import into nucleus
Cellular component (GO): cytoplasm; nucleus
Molecular function (GO): nuclear import signal receptor activity
Source: RefSeq, a predicted model, not a curated record
CCUAUGAGAAUAUCCCAGGCCAGUCCAAGAUCACAUUCCUCUUACAAGCCAUCAGGAACACAACAGCUGCUGAGGAGGCGAGACAAAUGGCUGCUGUUCUCCUCCGGCGCCUUUUGUCCUCUGCAUUCGAUGAAGUCUACCCAGCUCUUCCCUCGGACGUGCAGACUGCCAUCAAGAGUGAACUGCUAGUGAUUAUCCAGAUGGAAACACAGUCCAGCAUGAGGAAGAAAAUUUGUGACAUUGCUGCAGAGCUGGCCAGGAAUUUAAUAGAUGAGGAUGGCAACAACCAGUGGCCUGAAGGUUUGAAGUUUCUUUUUGAUUCGGUCAGCUCUCAAAACAUGGGAUUGCGAGAAGCCGCGCUUCACAUAUUCUGGAACUUUCCUGGAAUUUUUGGAAACCAACAGCAGCACUAUUUAGAUGUCAUCAAAAGGAUGUUAGCUCAGUGUAUGCAAGAUCAGGAACAUCCAUCGAUCAGGACAUUAUCUGCGAGAGCCACAGCCGCAUUCAUCCUCGCAAAUGAGCAUAACGUUGCCCUGUUCAAACAUUUUGCAGACUUGUUACCUGGAUUCUUACAGGCUGUAAAUGACUCAUGCUACCAGAAUGAUGAUUCGGUCCUAAAAUCCCUCGUUGAAAUCGCCGAUACUGUUCCAAAGUACUUGCGUCCUCACUUGGAGGCAACUCUGCAGCUAAGUCUCAAGUUGUGUGGAGACACCAGCCUUAACAACAUGCAGCGCCAGCUUGCCCUGGAAGUGAUCGUGACCCUCUCUGAGACUGCCGCAGCCAUGUUAAGAAAGCAUACCAACAUCGUGGCGCAGACCAUUCCUCAGAUGUUAGCGAUGAUGGUUGAUCUGGAAGAGGACGAGGACUGGGCCAAUGCGGAUGAACUAGAAGAUGAUGAUUUUGAUAGCAAUGCCGUGGCUGGGGAGAGCGCUCUAGACCGCAUGGCCUGUGGACUCGGCGGGAAGCUCGUCCUGCCAAUGAUCAAGGAGCACAUCAUGCAGAUGCUUCAAAACCCUGACUGGAAAUACCGGCAUGCAGGAUUGAUGGCCUUAUCUGCCAUUGGCGAAGGAUGCCACCAGCAAAUGGAAGGAAUUCUGAAUGAGAUAGUCAAUUUUGUUUUGCUUUUCCUUCAGGAUCCUCAUCCAAGAGUAAGGUAUGCGGCCUGCAAUGCUGUGGGGCAGAUGGCUACCGAUUUUGCACCUAGUUUCCAGAAGAAAUUUCAUGAGAAGGUGAUUGCAGCCCUGCUGCAGACCAUGGAAGACCAAGGCAACCAGCGGGUGCAGGCCCAUGCUGCCGCCGCCCUCAUUAACUUCACUGAGGACUGCCCCAAGUCGCUGCUCAUCCCCUACCUGGAUAACUUGGUGAAGCAUCUGCAUUCCAUCAUGGUGCUGAAGCUUCAGGAGUUCAUGCAGGAUGCGUCCGACGUGAUGCAGCUGUUACUGAAGACCCAGACAGACUUCAAUGACAUGGAGGAUGAUGACCCACAGAUCUCUUACAUGAUCUCAGCCUGGGCAAGAAUGUGCAAAAUCCUUGGGAAAGAAUUUCAGCAGUACCUUCCGGUGGUUAUGGGGCCUUUAAUGAAAACAGCUUCAAUCAAGCCAGAAGUAGCCCUCUUAGACACCCAAGACAUGGAGAACAUGAGUGAUGACGACGGCUGGGAAUUUGUGAACCUUGGAGACCAACAGAGUUUUGGUAUUAAAACUGCAGGACUGGAAGAAAAAUCAACCGCUUGUCAGAUGUUGGUUUGCUAUGCUAAGGAAUUAAAGGAAGGUUUUGUGGAAUACACCGAACAGGUCGUCAAACUGAUGGUCCCUUUACUGAAAUUUUACUUUCAUGAUGGUGUCCGAGUGGCCGCUGCGGAGUCCAUGCCUCUUCUCCUGGAGUGUGCGAGAGUCCGGGGUCCUGAGUACCUCACGCAGAUGUGGCAUUUCAUGUGUGAUGCACUGAUCAAGGCCAUUGGCACGGAACCAGACUCGGAUGUCCUCUCGGAGAUCAUGCACUCAUUCGCAAAGUGCAUUGAAGUAAUGGGUGACGGGUGCCUUAAUAACGAACAUUUCGAGGAACUGGGAGGUAUAUUGAAAGCCAAACUUGAAGAACAUUUUAAAAAUCAAGAAUUGCGGCAAGUGAAAAGACAAGAUGAAGACUAUGAUGAGCAGGUUGAAGAAUCCCUGCAAGAUGAGGAUGAAAAUGAUGUUUAUAUACUGACCAAAGUGUCAGAUAUUUUACACUCAAUAUUCAGCAGCUACAAGGAAAAGGUGUUACCGUGGUUUGAGCAGCUGCUUCCUUUGAUUGUCAACCUAAUUUGUCCACACAGACCAUGGCCGGACAGACAGUGGGGGCUGUGCAUCUUCGAUGAUGUCAUAGAGCACUGUAGUCCAGCCUCAUUUAAGUAUGCAGAGUACUUCUUAAGGUCCAUGCUCCAGUACGUGUGUGACAACAGCCCAGAGGUCAGGCAGGCGGCUGCAUACGGCCUGGGAGUCAUGGCGCAGUUUGGCGGCGACAACUACCGCCCCUUCUGUACAGAAGCUCUUCCACUGCUUGUUAGAGUUAUUCAGUCUGGAGAUUCUAAGACCAAAGAAAACGUCAAUGCUACGGAGAACUGCAUCUCAGCAGUAGGGAAAAUCAUGAAGUUCAAGCCUGACUGCGUAAAUGUGGAGGAGAUCCUGCCACACUGGCUGUCGUGGCUUCCGCUCCACGAAGACAAAGAAGAAGCAGUUCAGACUUUUAGCUAUCUCUGUGACCUGAUUGAAAGCAAUCACCCAAUUGUUCUUGGCCCAAACAAUACCAAUCUGCCCAAAAUAUUCAGUAUAAUUGCAGAAGGAGAAAUGCAUGAGGCCAUUAAACAUGAAGACCCAUGUGCCAAACGUUUGGCUAAUGUCGUUCGCCAGGUACAGACUUCUGGAGGACUGUGGACUGAAUGCCUCUCUCAGCUCAGUCCCGAGCAGCGGGCGGCCAUACAUGAGCUCCUGAACUCCGCUUGAAGGCCUUAAUAUCACCCACCAGAAAACUAACUCCAAAUAAACGUUUACCCUUUUGUUUA